This is a messenger RNA of Heterobasidion irregulare TC 32-1, 1140 nucleotides long. It is a transcript of the gene oxr1, whose product is annotated as 2-oxoglutarate and FeII dependent oxygenases family protein. Lineage: Eukaryota; Fungi; Basidiomycota; Agaricomycetes; Russulales; Bondarzewiaceae. The transcript is spliced from 6 exons. The coding region runs from base 1 to 1140 and encodes 379 amino acids. Gene Ontology annotation, molecular function: dioxygenase activity. The record is from RefSeq and is a predicted model, not a curated record.
AUGCCUGGCAUAUCUCUCCCGCCAUUCCCUGAUGAUGUCCCGACUAUCCCCCUCCUCGUGAUUGACUAUGAGCUCAUUAAAGCAGGCAACAAACACGAAAUCAACAAGCUCUGGGGCGCCGCUACUGAGCUGGGAUUCUGGUAUCUUAAGAAUCACGGCGUCUACCAAGAAGCUGAAAGGAUGUUCGACAUGGGCAUGGCCACGCUGGAGCUCCCUCUGGAAGAAAAAAUGCAAUACGAGCAGGGUGACUCGGGCGCGUCAUUCGGAUACAAGCACGCAGGCGCAUGGGCAAUUGAUGCUAACGGCACUCUUGACGCCGUCGAAUUCCUCAAUGUUGCGAAGGAUGAUAUCCUCGCUUGGCCAGAACACGUACAUCGUACUUACCCUUCGACUGUCAACGCAUACAUGACAUCCACACUCAAACCGUAUACGGAUAAGUCGCUUGAGAUCAGCUUUACUAUCUUUUCCGUCUUAGAGAAGAGACUAGGACUCCCUAGCGGUGCCUUCAUCCAGAGGCAUUCGCUCAAGGAGGCUAGCGGCAGCGAGACGCGAUGCAUCAGGUCCCCUCCCCGGCCUGAAGCACCUCCUGACAAGUCAAGUUUGGGUAUCCACUCAGAUUUUGGUUCCUUGGUAUCUACAUCCACUUCAUUACUCGCAGUUUCAGAAGUCAUUGACCGAACUCAGGCGAUCCUCCAUAAUCGCCUCGGCGGUUUGCAAGUUCUACCUCCAGGCUCGGAUGAAUGGAAGUAUGUCAAGCUGGUUCUACAGCCUGUCCCCGGUCUCGUCGUGUGCAACCUCGGUGAUGCCAUGGCCCUGUGGAGCGGCGGACUCUUGCGUUCGAACCUGCACCGCGUUGUCAAUCCGCCCAAAGCUCAAGCUUCUCAUGUCAGGUGGUCACUUGGGUUUUUCACUCGUCCGAACAACGACUCUAUUCUUGCUCCUUUGGUUGAGGACAGCGAGAUUAUCGCUGAGGCCGUAAACCAAACGCCGUUUGGCAAAGACAACCCGAACUUGACCCCUCAGACCGCUGGUGAUUGGUAUAAUCGGAGGAUCAAAAACAUGAGAAAAAACAAUAGAAAAGGGCCUGAAACAUGGCGCGCUAGCAGGGGCACUGAGCAUACUGAAGUAACUUCGUCUUGA